Messenger RNA from Thamnophis elegans (Western terrestrial garter snake), 2279 nucleotides. Its product is annotated as cytochrome P450 2F2-like. Lineage: Eukaryota; Metazoa; Chordata; Lepidosauria; Squamata; Natricidae. Gene Ontology annotation, cellular component: intracellular membrane-bounded organelle; cytoplasm. Gene Ontology annotation, molecular function: heme binding; iron ion binding; oxidoreductase activity, acting on paired donors, with incorporation or reduction of molecular oxygen, reduced flavin or flavoprotein as one donor, and incorporation of one atom of oxygen. The coding region runs from base 641 to 1969 and encodes 442 amino acids. The record is from RefSeq and is a predicted model, not a curated record. The transcript has 9 exons. Gene Ontology annotation, biological process: xenobiotic metabolic process.
UUUGUUCCUGCAAAAAGAAACUAAAAGGAUUGGUGUAUGUUUCUGUUAACUUGUCUACAUGAGACACAACACUUGUUUCAUCUAGAAUUGGAGUAAAAUAUUUAGAAUCUUAUGAAGAUAUGAAAAUAUUCAUCAUUUGGUAUAGAAGAAUCCUAAUUCCUAAUUGCAUUAAACUUCCUCUGAACGCUUCAUGAGCUCUUUAAUAAUCACAUUUGGUUUCCCUUCCAAGUUUCAAAAAUGAAACAUUCGUCUUCUGUAGAUUCCUGGAGAAAUUUGAUAUUUUAAAAGUCUAAAGGAUGGUGUUGUUUAUCUUCAUGAAUGAAUCGUUUAUUACUCUGGUUUUGUGGAAUUCCAAAUCAGUCCAACUUUUUUCUUGUCCUUCCCCUGCUUUUAAGUUUUAUACUUAGAGAGAAUAAAACCAUUUUUCUAGGAGUAUAAGACUAUGUUUUUCCUUUUGGGGGGAGGAAAACAAGAAAAAAAAAUCUGCCUCCCAGCAUCCAUCUGGUAUUCAUCUGGCCCGUUUGGCAUGGCCCCUUCACCACUGCGGCUGUUUGAGAUCACUGGAAUAAAGGGAUUUCUGUCCCUUAGGCAGGCUUGAAAGAGUUAUUUGUUGGAGACUGUCAUUGCAACACGGAGUUGCAUGGACUCUUGCCAAAAGCUGGGGGAAAAAUAUGGUCCUGUCUUCAGUCUUUAUCUUGGAAGAACCCCUAUGGUUUUCACUCAUGGGUUUCCUUCAACCAAGGAGGUUCUUGUGGUAAAAGGCACAGAAUUUGCUGGGAGAGCAUCAUUUCCUAUAAUGGAUGUCCUCUGUAGGAAGAAAGCUUUACUGACAUUAACAUAUGGUGAAGCAUGGAAGGAGCAAAGAAGGUUUUCUUCAAUGCAUCUCAGAAACUUUGGAGUGGGCAGAAAAUCCAUGGAAGAAAAGAUCCUGGAGGAGGCAACUUGUUUGAUUCAAGCAUUCACUAAAAACAUGAAUGAGCCUUUUCAUCCUUAUGAAUUGCUGGAUGCUGCAGUUGCCAACAUAAUGUCUACCAUAUUAUUUGGAAAACAUUUUGAAUAUGAUGACAGCUUCCUCAAAACUUUGCUACAUAGGAUACAUCAAAAUUCCCGAAUAGCAGCAGGACCCUGGGCCUUGCUUUACAAUGAGGUGCCCUUAGUGAGAAGUCUUCCUCUGCCCCAUCAGGAAUUAUUCAGAGUUACGAAGAAAAUAAGAGCUUUCCUUCAACAAGAGAUUGACGAGCACAAGGCAACCAUGAUUCCAGGAGAACCUCGAGAUUUCACUGAUGCAUAUUUAGAAGAAAUGCAGAAGCCCGAGAGGAAAGGUUCAUAUUUUGGGGAAGAGCAGUUACUGAGCUUACAGUCUAACCUGUUUCUGGCUGGAACAGAGACGAUGGUGUCAACACUGCAGUGGGUAUUGCUCUAUUUGAUGGCCUUUCCAGAGAUCCAAGAGAAAUGCUGGAAGGAAAUAGACACGGUGGUGGGAAACAAGGCAAUCUUGAAGUACAAAGACAGAGAAAAGUUGCCCUACACCAACGCCGUCAUUCAUGAAAUCCAACGCGUUUCAAAUGUUGCUUCUUUUGGAAUACCUCAUGCCCCCAUAAAAGAUAUGCAGCUUUUUGGGUAUGAAAUCCCCAAGGACACCAUGGUUUUUGUCAACAUCCAGUCUGCCCAUCAUGAUGAAUCACAGUGGAAGUUUCCCAAUGAGUUCAACCCCUCCAACUUCCUGAAUGAAGCAGGAGAGUUUGUGAAGCCAGAAGCCUUUUUGGCAUUUUCAGCAGGACCGAGAGUCUGCUUAGGAGAAAACCUGGCUCGGAUGGAGCUCUUCCUCUUCUUCACCAGCAUUCUCAGGACCUUCCAGCUAUUGUGGCCAGAUAAAUCCCAAGCUCCAGAUUUCACACCACACUUUGGGGUUACACAAUCCCCAUCUCCCUUUACGGUGUUGCUGAAAUAUCGCCAGCCAAGUGGGUAGAUCAAAGUGAGGAUCUGCAAAGUAACCCAUUCAAGACAACCUCGUUCUCCCCAAAAAGCCAACAGCCAUUUCUACUUCAAAUUCACCACUUGGAAUAUGUCUACAAAUACAAUACAAUUUAAGGCCAAAUCAUUUAGAUAUUAUAACAAAGAAAUGAUCAGAUGAUCUUAUACACACACAUACAAACAUACCCACAAACUGCCACAUUUGUCUCCAGUGUUACAAGCUAUGAUUUAGAAGAAAUAAAUUUAUUAUUUAAGUCCUCCGAGAUUGGGCGGCCUAUAAAUUGAUUAAACAGUUAAACAGUUAA